This is a messenger RNA of Penicilliopsis zonata CBS 506.65, 1548 nucleotides long. RefSeq lists its product as hypothetical. Gene Ontology annotation, biological process: aldehyde metabolic process. Lineage: Eukaryota; Fungi; Ascomycota; Eurotiomycetes; Eurotiales; Aspergillaceae. Gene Ontology annotation, cellular component: cytoplasm. Gene Ontology annotation, molecular function: aldehyde dehydrogenase (NAD+) activity. The record is from RefSeq and is a predicted model, not a curated record. The transcript has a single exon. The coding region runs from base 1 to 1548 and encodes 515 amino acids.
AUGUACACCACGCCAGACGAGUUCAAGGCUCGUUACGCGACGCUGCAGGCGACGUUUGCGUCCGGCAAGACCAAGUCGGUGGAAUGGCGCAAAUGGCAGCUGAAACAGUUCUGGUGGAUGAUGGAGGAUGGCGAGGAGGCCCUCGUGGCAGCCAUGAAGGGGGAUCUGCAUCGUCACCCGUACGAGUCGAUUACGGUCGAGAUCCGCGCUGUCAAGGCCACCGUGCUUGAGAUGCUGGACCACGUCGAGGAGUGGGCCAAGGGCGAAGUACCAGCGGCACCGGGUCUGCUCUUCAGGCUGAUGGGCAAAACGUGGAUCCGCAGCGAACCCUACGGUGUGGUGAUGGUUAUUGCCGCGUGGAACUUCGCGCUGGCAUCGCUGAUACUUCCCGCGCUGGCUGCGGUGGCGGCGGGAAACUGCGUGGUGCUCAAGCCGGCGGAAGGGACUGCGCGGACGCAGAACGUACUGGCCGAGCUGGCGAACAAGUAUCUAGACAGCGAGGCGAUCUGUGCGGUGACGGGGGGCCCCCAGGAGACGGCGGCCAUGCUCGAGUAUAAAUUCAACCAUAUCUGCUUCACGGGCGGUAGUCGGGUGGGCCGACUGGUCGCGAUGGCGGCGGCCAAGCAUCUCACGCCGACGAUUCUCGAGCUCGGAGGCCAGGCGCCCGCGAUAGUGACGCGCAGUGCCGACAUUGAACUCGCGGCGAAGCGGCUGGCUAAUACGAAGCUCGCAAACGGCGGACAGGUCUGUUUAUGUGUGAACCAUGUGUUUGUCCAUCCGGACAUCCAUGAUCAAUUUGUGCAGCGCACGGUCUACUGGCUGCAGCAGUUUCUGCGCGAGGGAACCGAUCAGAUGGCCCGCAUCGUGAACGAGCACCAUUUCGACCGGGUCACCGGUCUGCUCGGCAAGACAGAAGGGACCGUCGUCUAUGGCGGCGACAGCGAUCGAACCACCCGCUUCGUCCAUCCAGCAGUGGUGACCGAGGUCUCGGUUUUGGACAGCCUGAUGUCAGAAGAGCUGUUCGCGCCCAUUCUACCUGUUAUCAAGGCGGACGUGGAUGCCGCGCUGGCGACCAUCACUUCGAUGCCGCACCCGCUGGCGCUCUACAUCUUCUCUCGCGACCGGCAGGAGAUCGAUCGGAUCCUGGACGCGACAAACUCCGGCGGCGUGACCGUCAACGAUGCCAUGUUGCACAGCGCGGUACCAUCCGUCCCCUUUGGCGGCGUCGGCGAGUCCGGCCACGGGGCCUACGGGGGCAAAUGGGGGUUCGACGCCUUCAGCCACCAGCGGACAGUGCUGUUCAUGGGCGGGUCGUGGGUGGACAAAGUGUUAAGCAUGCGAUACCCACCAUUCAACAUGGCAAAUCUGAAGUAUCUGGCCUUGUCCAAGCCAAAGUUCCGGCGCGGGGAGGCGAUGGCAGAGCAGCGGAGAAAACAGCGAGGGUUUCCUAUCGGGCCGCUUAUAACCCUCAUCUUGGGAGGAUACCUCAUGCGAGACUACUUGGGGAUUUCCACAUUGAUCAAUCGAAUAGUGGAACGGUAUCCGUAG